AUGUCAGAUUAUCUGACUUGUCAACCAAACCGGAUGACUAUGAACCAAUCGCAUUGACUUUUCCUUCUCACCGGAUGAGAAACAAAAUGGAUUAUCCUGGAAAAACCUCGAAGAAAAUUCGAAACAAAAACCUAAUAGUCAGACGACGAUGGAAGAGGAGAGAGAAGAUGGCGGAGGAGGAGGAUCAGGGAAGGUGGUGGUGGUAGGGCUGAUAGAGAAAGCGACGAACUCGACGAGACCAGAGGUGGACCCACGCCUCCUCAAAGCUAUCAAAUCGGUGGUCCGUUGCUCCGACUACGAGCUCCGAAUCGCUUCCCAAACACUCAUGAGCUUCAUGAAGCGAGAUCAUUCUCAGGUAAGAUACCUCACACUCCUCAUAAUUGAUGAACUGUUCAUGAGGUCAAAACUAUUUAGGACCGUUAUUGUUGAGAACUUGGAUCAGUUAUUGACUUUAAGCAUUGGAUUCCGAAGAAACCUCCCACUCCCUGCUCCUCAAGCUGUCGCAUCUGUAUUACGUUCAAAGGCAAUUGAAUUUUUAGAGAAGUGGAAGACUUCAUUUGGGAUCCAUUACAGACAGCUUAGAUUAGGGUUUGACUACCUGAAAAACAUCCAUCGGUUUCAAUUUCCUAAUCUGCAAGCAAAUGCAGCUCGGAUUCAACAGGAGAGAAGGGAAAGGGAGAUGAGGACAAAAGAGAUUUUGCUGAACAAGUUCGAAACCCUUAAGGAAAGUUUUUCAUCACUCAAGGAUGAAAUACAGUCUACAAUCGAUGAAAUCAGUGGAUGUUUAGGCAUUAUUGAUACUAAGGAUCAAAAUGUGCCAUUGGUUCCCGUUGAUGAUGAUGACGAAAUGGAAGAGUUCCGUAACUCUGAACUGCGCCAGAUCCGUCUUGAUUCGUUGAGAGAAGGUGACAAGGUUCAGGAGAGUAGCGAAAAUAAAGUGGUUUUUGAUGCCUUGAGGGAACUGUACAAGCUUCUAGUUACAAAGCAUUUGGUUUCGGUGCAAGAAUGGAUUUCUGUCCUCAUAAGAGUUGAUGUGGCAGACAACAGGUUCAGAGAUGUCUCCUUGAAAGAGUUCAUUGAUAUUCGUAAUCGUCUCCAGUUAGUAAAGAAGAAAUGUGAAGAAUCAGGUUGCGCUCUUCCUAACACUGUAAAUAAUGAGGAUGAAGAUAUUUGGGAAGAGGGUAUCACUGAAUCCUCUGAGAUAAGAACAAAUAAACGAAGUAACGAUCAUGACAGCGAGUCGGCCCCCAUUGAACCAAGAAAUGAAACCCCGUGUAGUACUAAAGUUUCAAAUGGCAAUGAGGAGGUCAGUCAUGAAGGUGGCAAAGCUGAGUCAAACCCCUUGAGGAAUAACCUUUUGGCUGCAGCUCCAGUCAUGAAGUGGGGCUCUUUCUUGGAUAACUGGGGUUCAAACCGGGAUUUUGUGGCUAACCAGAGAGGAUUGGAGCUUGAAGGUCAUUGGGGUAGGGUAGACUAUGAUGCAGUUAUUCCAGCAGAUAAAAUUGCAGAGUUGAAUGUUCAAACAACUCUUUACAAGGAAGAACCUAUGGAAAUCCAACUCUGUCGUGCCCCUUUGAGAAAAGGGGGACUUUGUCAGAGAAGAGACUUGAGAGUUUGCCCAUUUCAUGGCCCCAUCAUUCCUCGAGACAGUGAAGGGAAGCCAAUCUCUCAGAACUCUUCAAUGGAAAAGAGGACUCUUGAGUUAGGGACUGAUUUAGUGGAGAAGUUAGCAAACCAGUCCCUGAAGAAUGUUCGAGAGAGAGACAAAGAUGAGGCAAAGAAAAGAGAAUAUGACAAACAGGCACUGAGGCGAGCAAAACUUGCAAAAGUUCGGGAGCACAAUGAAGCUGUUUUAUGGGAUGCUGCGGUGGCAUCAACUUCAAGAUCUUCUGCCAUUGGAGAUGAGUUGGAGACAACCAAUCGGAGGAAGUCUUCGGCCAGAAAUAAGAAGCAAACUCUGGCAUCAAUGCUGAAAAAGAAGGUGACUGCUAAAGAUAGAUUAGCUCAGAGGCUACUAAACACCCAUUCAAGGGAUGGUACAAUAAAACAGUUGACACUGGGAGAAGAUGCAAAUUACAGAGAAGCCUUUCCAAAUCAGUGGUAGAUAAAAGAAUCCCUUUGUUCUAUGAUGCUUGUUUGUUUGGCUGAAGACUAGAGGGACCACCACUUCUUCGGCUAGUGUCUGUAUUAUAUAUGCAGAGUUUUUCAUUUUAAUUUUAUAUUUUUGUUGGAAAUGAGAACCAAGUUUGUAAUUAGAUCGUAAGUUGAUAAACAGGACAAAAUUCUGUUCUUGCAAGUUCUUUGGCUGAUAAAUAACACAGGCUUCUUUUUU
Molecule: messenger RNA, 2332 nt
Organism: Ilex paraguariensis (yerba mate)
Lineage: Eukaryota; Viridiplantae; Streptophyta; Magnoliopsida; Aquifoliales; Aquifoliaceae
Source: the annotation of a GenBank genome assembly